AUGGUUAUACUGUACUGCGUUGCCGGUGGAUUCAUCUUCGAGCAUCUCGAAAAGAACAACGAACUACAGAUCUGCUACGAAUCCCGAAAUGAGUACCUGCCAAUAGAGAACAACACUAUUGAAAGUUUGAUCAAAGUGACGCAGCAGUACGCCGACCUCGAAGACCAGAGAGAUAAUUUUGAAAAGAUUUUGGAGAAGUUUCGUGAUAACAGCAUUGCCAUAGGGUACGAUGGGAAGAAUUGCUCCCAAUACGGCAUGCCGGACGGACCGGUGUACCGCUGGUCGUGGGCAGGUUCCCUUAUGUUCUCUGUCACCGUUAUCACCACCAUAGGUUAUGAUCACAUCACUCUAACUCUCCUCUUUCUGUUCACAGGUUAUGAUCACAUCACUCUAACUCCCGUGUUUUUGUUCACAGGUUAUGGUCACAUCGCCCCGAAGACGUUCUGGGGUAGAUUAGUGUGUAUCGCCUAUUCCGUGCUCGGGAUCCCCCUCAUGCUGCUCUGUCUGGCGAACAUCGGCGAUGUCUUGGCCGACAUCUUCCGCUUCAUCUAUGCCAAAGUCUGCUGCUGUGGUUGCUGUAGGAAAACCAACCGUACCCGCGUAGUUCAGAUCAACUCUGUGACCAAGGAACCGGAGCCUGGCUGGGACAGCCUGGCCAAGUCCGACAGUAGCUCUGUCCUCAAGUCUGUACCGCCCAAUUCCACCCACUACAACCGCCUGAAGGAAACCGACAGCCGUCCCUCCUCUGGCCGAUCUAACAGCCGUUCUCCCACACCCAUCGGUAAACCGACCGUCAAGAUAGCGCCUCUGGACCUGCGACAGUACCAAGGCAACAGCGUCGUGAAGACCAUGGGCAAGGAGCCGGAAAUCAUCGACGACGACAGCGACGACGAGGAUGAGUUCGACGAGUCAAAGAUCACCGUACCUCUGACGAUCACGAUGAUCGUCAUCGCUGGCUACAUCUUCGGCGGGGCAGUGCUGUUCGGGCUGUGGGAGGGCUGGGACUGGCUUCAGUCCGCUUACUUCUGCUUCAUCACUCUCAGCACUAUCGGAUUCGGUGACGUCGUGCCUGGCACGGACUUCGAGAACCAGCAAGCACAAGCGAAGCUCAUCCUGGGCGCCGUCUACCUGCUAUUCGGUAUGGCUAUCUUAUCCAUGUGUUUCUCUCUGAUGCAGGACGAGAUCGUCGCCAAAUGCCGCUGGGUGGGCAGGAAACUGGGUAUCUUGGACACGGAAGACUGA
Molecule: messenger RNA, 1242 nt
Organism: Liolophura sinensis
Lineage: Eukaryota; Metazoa; Mollusca; Polyplacophora; Chitonida; Chitonidae
Product: potassium channel subfamily K member 18-like
Exons: 2
Coding region: 1-1242 (413 amino acids)
Biological process (GO): potassium ion transmembrane transport; stabilization of membrane potential
Cellular component (GO): plasma membrane
Molecular function (GO): potassium ion leak channel activity; outward rectifier potassium channel activity
Source: RefSeq, a predicted model, not a curated record